CGCUUGGGGCAAUAACAGAGCAACAAGACCUGGGGACAACAAGGGCCCAGGCGAAGGGGAGAGGCUGCCCAGAGAGUAGACAAUCCAGGGCUUGAGGAGUUGGGGUUUGCGGUUUAUUUUUUCUCCCGACAAAGACACAUACUGUCUAAACUGUGUGGCUGGUUGUUACUAAGAAGCUGCUGUAUGAGGGGAAAACGUAUUUAAUAAAAGGCCCAGUGUUUGUGGUCUUCUUGGGCUCCCUGCUGAGCUCAGGAAAUCUUGAGGUGUGACCAGUUUUCAGCCUUCAAAACCAAGAUGAACUGCCCUUGAGAAGGGUGGUCAGAGGGAAAGCAUGUUCACGCUCUCUGUCCUGAGCCGGGGACGUGGGAAGGUGGUCCAGAGCAAACAGAAGUUAGAAGUCUAUUUUGAACCAGAGGAUUAUUUGAAUUGGAAGUCUCCAGAAGAUUAUGUCCUGGUCAGCAAGCCGCAGGAUAAGGGCGACCCCAGCCAGCUCACGUGGAGCCUCUUUCUCCCUAAAACUUUCAGCACUAGGAAGGGUGCCCUCAUUCUCUACUCAGAAGGUUUAGCCGUCUCAGCAUGGACACCCAGAGUGAGGAGAAGAGGCCUCUACCACCCCCGAGGCCACAGGAAGAGGCUGCAUCUUAAACUGUUCCCACUUCAGGACCUCAGCGAAGCCAUCCUGGUCUACAGAAGGACACAGGUAGGCAGAACACUGUCACAGAGACUGGCCUGUGUCUACAACCCUGUCUGUAGCUUUGGGUGUAAGGUCUCCUCAGAUCCCAGGGAAAGUAGGAGACUCUCAGCCUCCAUUUCUUCACCUCUCCUGACCUACUCUUCAGGAUACACUAAAGAUUCCGUGUUGCUCCAAGAAAGUCACUUUAGUGUACCAGAGAACCAGAGGCCACGACAGGAUCUUUCAGGUAUACCCCCCAAAUACCACCUCCUGCCUGUCUUCCUUCCAUUUUUGAUUCAACAACAAAAUGCCUUUUGAAUAAGGAACAAGGGCCUUGAUGAAUGGAAAGCUGGGUCUGGUGGACACAUGGGCCAGGGCUCUUUAGCCAAGAACCACAGCAAUCAGGGCACUCACUUGCUGCCACUCAGGGAGCAGCCCUGGCAAGAAGAUGAAAUCCAAGCAGAGGCUACGUCAAUAGACAACCACCAUCGUAUGCAUGCUUCAAAGGAAAGCCACAAUGAAAAAAUUCAGCAAACCUCCACAAGGGCCUUUGGGCAUGCCCAGAUUGAUCAUUCUUGGCUGCUGAGUGACAAAUCCCACAUUACAUUCUAUGGCAACGCUUUCCCCAAUAGGAAGGCAAAUAUCAGCGGUAAGAAGCGGAAUAUGAAACUCCACAAGGGCAGAAGCAGCCACUUGUUACAGGAGCCACCUGCUGAAAGAUGCCUUUUCCCUCCUGUAGCAUCUGCCACUGACUCAGAAAAGCACACAGCUGGGGAAUUGAAGACGAAAAAGUAUUCAAAGGCUUUGAAAUUACCUCCUAUCUCAGAAGAACCACCCAGAGCCCUGGAUACCCUGAGGAGACGAUGUAAAGCCAGUGAGCCCCCAGCAGAGCUCCUCAUCUUCCCAGCAGAGAUUCACCUCCACACUCAACACCCCUCAAAAGAGAAAGCACGCAGGAGAGGUGCUCCAUAUGCUGAGUCAGGACCAGAAACAGAAGAGGCCAGUCCUUUGGGGAGGCCCCCCCUGGAGCAUGCAUCCUUAGAAAAGCUGGGGGAGUUAACAGUGCAUCUCCCGGUGGACAUGAGCAGAGACAUGCUCUCACCUCAAGAUGAUGAUGCCCCACUUCAGAAUGUGACCCCACCACUAUCCCUGAUUGAAGGAAGAAAAAGUCCAGAGGGCCGAAGGAGCCUGGACAGCCUCCAGACAUCAAGCCAUAGCUGCCCCACGGGCCCCCCAAAUGUGAGACGGUCCAGAGCUGCACUCCCAGCAGGACAAGAGUCCAGAGACCUUUCACUGGGACACUUCAUGCUAGGUCGAAAUGGAGAAAACAUUUGCCUGUCCCUCCCAGGGCCCACCCAAACUAAGUUUCUGUCGAGUGAAGGUAAGGUCUAUGAAUCUGUUGGUUCAAAAAUCAGCAACAAAAAGGAGGGGUCUACAGACACUGAAUCUGGAGCCAAUCUUCACAAGAAUCUUAAUGAAACCUCACCUUUGACUCAAAAGCCAGAGAAGCAGGCAGCCCAGCAGUCCUUGGAGGCAGCAGCUCAGAAGACAGGAGAGCCUCAAAGUCGUAUAAAUAAAGGGCCGAUAUGUUCAAACGGAAAAGAAUUUUACACGCGCAAGCUGCACAUCGACAUGACGCCGUUCCUGAAGGAAAGUAAAGAUGAACUGGACUACUAUCAAGAACAAGGAGGACCCCUCAGAGAAAACCAUCAAGACACCCAAGACCCAGAGCUGAGGAAUGUGACCCUGGACCCUCUCAGCACUUCCUGGGCUGAGCACAUGCAGAGGCCUGAGGCAGAUGCUGUCCAAAAGGCGGGCAAAGAUUAUGAUGUACACCAUCAGCACAAAGGACUCCCAGAACCUGGACCUGAGUCCCCAGAGAGGUUGGGUUCUGUAAACACAUCUCUUCUUCCAAAAGAAAGAGGAGGGAAGACUGAACCAAGAGUGUCCAAGCAGGAAACACCAGGCAACAUCAGUCACGAGACGGAGUUGAUUGACAAUGUCAAGAGAAAGAAAAGAACCAAAACAGACAAGUCUAAGGUGCCAAAGGAAGAGAGAGAAGGAAAGGUCCACAUAGAAACAAAGGCUGCUAUUGGAAAGUCAAGGGAAUCCAAGACUGAAAAGAAAUCAGAGCUAAUUCCCAAAGGAAAACACACAGGAUCGGAAAGGAAAAGGACACAGAAGGAAAACAAUCUGGAAACAGCAGCAGAGCUGAGUAGGCGUGAUGCCAUUAAUUCUCAGGGAACGGAAGACACCUCAGACAAAGAUUUCUUCCCUUCAGCCUCUGAUCUAGAGGACCCUCGGCUCUCUCCCAGACACGAUGCUCAGGAGAGCCAAGUUUCGAUAGACAGAAAGUCAUUGCCCACCCAGACUGUGGCUGUCACAGGACACAUGGCAUCUGAAGAAGAGAGAAGCCAUGAGGAUCCUCCCAAGGACCUCUUCGCCAAGAGGGAGCAGGAGAAAGCUUUCCGGGACAGGCUGCGAGCAGAGAGAGCUAAGAUGAGACAGUUGGAGGUGGAGAAGAAGAGAACGGAGCAGGAAGAGCAGAGGCGGCUCCAACAGGAGCAGCUGGAGAGGGCGAAGAAGAUGAAAGAGGAACUGGAGCUGGAACAGCAAAGACACGCAGAGGAGAUGCGCUUGAGGAAACAAAGACAAGAGGAAGAACGGCAGUGGCAGGAGGAGGAGGAGAAAAGGCAGCGACUCCAGCUGCAAGCAGCCCAGGAGAGGGCCAGGCAGCAACAGGAGGAGUUCCAGAGGAAACUGCAAGAGCUGCAGAGAAAAAAGCAGCAGGAGGAAGCAGAGAGAGUUGAGGCAGAGAAGCAAAGGCAGAUGGAAUUGGAAAUGAAGUUAGCAGAAGAACACAGACUCCUGAUGGAAAUGGCUGAAGAAGAACGGAUAGCAUACCAACGGCGGAAACAGGAAGCAGAAGAGAAGGCUUGGCUGGAAGCAGAGCAGAGAAGGCAAAAGGACGAGGAAGCAGCCAGGCUGGCUCUGGAGAAAGCCGUGACACAAGCCGAGGAACUAGCCAGGCAAAAGUCUGCUUUGAAGAAACGUCUUCAUUUCCAUCGAGAACUCCACAAAGAAGCCAGUGGCCUGCAGUGGGCACACAAUAUCUCCAGACCGUGGGUCUACUCUUACUUCCAGUUCCUACAAACACCCAGACCUUAAUGCUAGAAGAAAACUAAAAAAAAUUGCACUUCUGGGGAAUUCCGCCAAGAUGGCGGCAUAGGUGGAGACGCUGUGCCUUCUCACACAACCAAGUUUAGAGACAACUAAAUAAUAGCAACAGAAAACACAGCCAGAACACAGAAAAUAGAACU
Artibeus jamaicensis (Jamaican fruit-eating bat) is the source of this 3993-nucleotide messenger RNA. Its product is annotated as KIAA2012 ortholog. NCBI's taxonomy places the organism in Eukaryota, Metazoa, Chordata, Mammalia, Chiroptera, Phyllostomidae. The transcript is spliced from 24 exons. The record is from RefSeq and is a predicted model, not a curated record.